GGUGCUUUCUUCCAAACACACGCAACUUGCUCGUGUGCAACACAAUACGUAUCUCGAGACUUCAAACUGAAAGAAAGAAAGAUAUCACAUCAAUUCCCUCAUCUCUAAAGAUCAAAAGAUAGACAAAUAAUAUCUGCAUGCACCGCGAAUGAGAGUGUUGUGGCAACUCGGAUCAAGUCUUUCCCCGAUAUUUGCCUACCCCUCCACAGGUCAAACUAUCUCCUACGCAACCAAGUGUCUCAAAUUUUUGGAAUUCUUUAUUCGACUUUUUAAUUUUUGACUUCUUAACUCAACCUCGCCCUCCUCCCAUCAACUUCCUGCAAAGAUGUCAUCCAGACUUCCCAGCGGCGGCGCACCUCGUCUUUCCACUGCACCCAGUAGUAGUACCAAACCUCGACAACUGUCUCAUCUACACGCACAACUUGCACAGCUAUCUGCCAACCUUGGAGAUCUUGAGAAUCUUCUACGAAAUACUAGUAUACAAGCUGAGUCUAUUCGAGGCUUGGGUGCUUUUCAUGGAGGAUUAUUCAUGGCUGCGAGCAAAGUUCUAGGAGAAGAGACAAUCGCGGGGAGUGCACAGCAACAACAACAGCAGGGACAGGGGCAAACAAAAGGACACGGCAAUCGGGCAUCAGAACGUAAGGACGAUUCCGACUCCGAUUUUUGAACGUACGUUUUGGCUACGAAUAGUCUAGGAGACAGGAGGCAUGUGGAUUCGGGUAUGAGAGCAAAACAUUGAAACCUACACGCACAGUAGGAUAUCAAACGGCUAGUUCCGGCAUGGGCAAAAGAUUGCCGUCCCAGUUAAGACUGCGAUUGCCAAUAGGGCUCUCGGCAUGCACAUCUAUCUCUUCACGGCUUUAUGAAGCUCUAGACCACGAUCUUUCGCGAAGAACCGAGAUAACCCCCCCCCUUCCUCUAUCUGCGAAGCUAUCAGUUCUGAGGGUUUUCUCUCACUUGCGUCGACCAAGGAACAUAAAAAACAGAGGCAGAAGACGAAUCUCACCCCAGUGGGCUUGAACCACUACCGACCUUUGUAUUAGAGAAACGCUCGAGAAGAUUUUAGAACGAAUACAUAGUUUAUCGAUCUUGACGAGUAAACUAUUUUCAAUGGGGAGGAUAAAAUCUGAAUCUUGAAAAACAAAGCUGCCCCUUCCCUACUUCCAUUUCCCUACCCAUUCAUUGUCUUUGCUCAUACAAUCGAUGGCUCAGCAAACUCCUUGACUUAAUUAAUGACCAUCUCAAAAAGCUGGCCUGUUCGAUCACGAACGAAGUUGCCAAUCGUCAGACAUCGGUGCAAAAAACAAAAGAGAAACUCCCUCGCGUGGGGUCGAACCACGAACCUCUCGAUUUAUCUGUAUGAAUGAAUUGCUUCACUUAACAGUCGAACGCGCUAGCCAAUUGCGCCACGAGGGAUGUUUGAUGUUGACCGAGUCGCAUAUUUUGUUAUAUAAAUGCAAACUUUCAAAGACCCACAUCAAUCCAUCAGAUGGUGGGGGACGACAUGCACUGAAGACCGACAAUCCACAGUUAUUCAUGUUUGAUAUGGCAACCGGUCUCCGAAUUAUGUCUGAAUAGGACAUCAAGAUUCGUGGCAAGAACAUGUGUUGCCGUACAAAGAUCAUAUGGGGUUGGCAUAAUAUAUGUACAAUGUUGCCGCUUUCAUAUUGGGGGAUGAAGAAACUAUCACUAAGUAUUUGCUGCCAUAUAUCGACGACCUCUACUGGUUACGAGGUCUUUUUUGCAGAGAUUUCGUUCACUCUCGCCUUGUCUUCAAUAUUCAGGGGUCGAAAGUGUGUUGAUAGAGAGUAGCUCUAAAAGAACCGUCUAUGGUGCUGUGGGUAAUUGGGAUCCGGUUCGUAGUCAAGAGCUUCGUGCUCACCUCGAGGUUGGAAUCAAGAUUUGUGGUAUGCUGCUGUAAAUAUUGUCAAGGUACAAUUAUACUUAUUUCCUACUGGCAGCAUCAUGUCUUGUAAUGCAAACGGCAAAAAGGAUGACAAGGAAGUUGUGUCAUUUUAAUAAAAUCAAUUUUAACUUUUCACAUACAAUGUAUGUAGACAGCAAGGUUUAACUUUGGGAAACGGCCAUUUGGAAGAUUUGUCCUCACAAUACUUCCUUAUGUGGCAUUUUCUCCAAUGAACCAUAUCCAUUGCUUUCACAUAUAUUCUUUGCCGGGCAUGAAGUGAAGAGAUGUGUUGGACAACCGUAGUAAAAAUGCAAUAAAACUACGAUUCAAUCAUUACCUCGCUAUAACCAAUGAUGAGAAUAGUAGCCUCCUUAGCCCAGGGCAUACCAAAUGAGGGCCACACAUUAGGACUACCUGACUAUAUCCGCCAGAUCAGUGAAACAAUAAAUAGAGAGAGAUCAAGCCA
Messenger RNA from Botrytis cinerea B05.10, 2372 nucleotides. RefSeq lists its product as hypothetical. The coding region runs from base 326 to 667 and encodes 113 amino acids. Gene Ontology annotation, cellular component: DASH complex. NCBI's taxonomy places the organism in Eukaryota, Fungi, Ascomycota, Leotiomycetes, Helotiales, Sclerotiniaceae. Gene Ontology annotation, biological process: attachment of spindle microtubules to kinetochore. The record is from RefSeq and is a predicted model, not a curated record. The transcript is spliced from 3 exons.